This is a messenger RNA of Cornus florida, 1444 nucleotides long. RefSeq names its product protein SAR DEFICIENT 4. The transcript has a single exon. The record is from RefSeq and is a predicted model, not a curated record. The coding region runs from base 45 to 1160 and encodes 371 amino acids. NCBI's taxonomy places the organism in Eukaryota, Viridiplantae, Streptophyta, Magnoliopsida, Cornales, Cornaceae. Gene Ontology annotation, cellular component: cytoplasm.
GUGUGGGCUCCGACUUGACCCGGCUCCGGAGUCAAGUCACACCCAUGCACGGAAGUCAGUCAAACCUUUCAGAUUUCCACAUGCAUUUUUCCAUUUCUCCUCAGGCUUUCGAGCACUCACCAAUGGCAACCAGAGAAGACCCAUCAGCCCACACAACACCCAAUAACGCCGCCGCCAUGACACCACCAAUAUUCAUCGACACACCCACUCUCCGCUCACUCCUCUCCUACAAAACCCUAAUCCACCACCUCCAAACGUCUCUCCCCUCCGCCUCAUCCACCAUCCAAUCCCCAAUCCGCCAAUCCCACCAAACAAGCCCUUCCUCCUCUCUCCUCCUCAUGCCCUCCUGGUCUCUCUCCUCUUCCCUCCCUUACAUCGGCGUCAAACUCGUCACACACCACCCCCACAACUCCACCCUCAACCUCCCCGCCGUCCACGCCACCUACGCCCUCUUCAACUCCCUCACCGGCCAACCCCUAGCCUCCAUGGACGGCACAGAACUGACCCUCCAUCGAACCUCCUGCGUCUCCGCCCUAGCAUCAAUGUACUUGGCCCGUCCCGAAUCACAAACCCUCCUCAUGAUCGGUGCUGGCUCAUUAGCCCCACAUCUAAUCCGGGCCCAUCUCACAGCAAUACCCACUAUCAAGAAAGUGAUCAUCUGGAAUCGAACGCUCGACAAGGCUAGAAAAUUGGCCCAAACCAUGUCUAGUGAUGAUCAAUUGAAAGGUUUGUGUUUCGAGAGUAAUGGGUGUUUGGAGGAGGUGGUGGGCGCGGCGGAUAUAGUGAGCUGCGCCACCAAUUCGGAGACGCCCCUGGUGAACGGAGCUGAUUUGAAGGCGGGGACGCAUUUGGAUUUGGUUGGGUCGUUUCAGCAUUCGAUGAGGGAGUGUGAUGACGAGGCGAUUAGGAGGGGGAGAGUGUUUGUUGAUAACGCGGCGGCGAUGGAGGAGGCCGGCGAGCUGGUGGGGGCGUUUGAGAGGGGUGUGAUUUCGAGGGAGGAGAUUGGGGGGUGUUUGGUGGAAUUGAUCAGGGGAGAGAAGGUUGGGAGGAGGGAGGAUUCGGAGAUCACUGUGUUUAAAUCUGUUGGUUCUGCCGUGGUUGAUGUUGUUAGUGCUCAAUUGGUGUAUGAGACUUACAUGAAGAAUGAUCAGUCUCAUUAAUCAGCUAAUCUAUUGCUGUUGGCAAGUUGUCCAUGUUCUGCUUAUAUUGGAACUUUGUGGAGUAGAAUAAUUAUCAGAUUCUGAGAAUUUUGUAGAAAUAUUGAUCAAACUUUUUGUUAUGAACGAAAUCAUGUAUGAUUUUGUGUUGAUGUUCUCGUGUUGUAGAAUAAUGAUCAGAAUCAUGGCCUUUUUUUUGCAUAUAUGCCUUUAUGACAUCAUCAAUUUGACAUAUUAUAUCAUGUUAUAUGUAUAUGUAUACAUCGUCCAAUGGAGGGUGAAAUUUU